Molecule: messenger RNA, 4770 nt
Organism: Thamnophis sirtalis
Lineage: Eukaryota; Metazoa; Chordata; Lepidosauria; Squamata; Natricidae
Source: RefSeq, a predicted model, not a curated record
CGCGGCUGAUAUCUACAUCCGUGAGUACUUCCACACAUAUGCCAUCUCGUCGCACCCUGAGGCUAUUCCAUUAAGGGUGAAAUCCAUUUACCGUUCGGUCAAAUCAACUGACCCCAUUACCCUACGCUACUGCUGUCUCUCUCCGAGCGGAAAUGAGUUUUGCCUCCCUACUAAAGAGCAGAUCGAUCGCCACCGGAUUGUCCUCACCACGUGCAUGGCCUCACAAGAUCUUGCAGUGCCCUGUGGCUAUUUCACCCACAUCUUGAUUGAUGAAGCUGCCCAGAUGUUGGAGUGCGAAGCUCUAGUUCCUCUCUCUCUGGCUAGCCAGACAACCAUGAUCAUUCUGGCAGGGGACCAUAUGCAGAAGACUCCCAGGCUCUACUCACUGCACAAGGAUGAGCAGUCCGCCGACUACACCCUGUUGAAUCGCCUCUUCCAGCAUUACAAGAAGGAGAAGCAUGAAGUGGCCACUAAGAGCAGGAUCAUCUUCAAUGAGAACUAUCGGUCUACUGCAGGAAUCAUUGAGUUUGUCUCCAAGCACUUCUACGUGGGCAGAGAAGAUACCAUCCGCGCCAAAGGCAAUGUCCCUCCUCACCCGGAAUUCUACCCCCUCAUGUUUUGUCACGUCUCCAGUAGUGCUGAGAAGGACAGAUCCAUGAGCUGGUAUAACAUCUCCGAGGUUGAACAGAUAUUUGAGAAAGUACAGGAAAUGGAUCAGAAAUGGCCGGUUGAAUGGGGGCAGAAGAACCUCAAGUCCAUCUGCGUGGUCUCUUAUGGCAUUCAGGUGAAAUUUAUCCGAGACAAAUUGAGAAGAAAAGGCUUUUCAGACGUGACGGUGGAGAGCUAUGACAACCUUGCAGGGCGAGAAUUCCGUGUCAUCAUUAUCAACACUGUGCACAACUGCAACAGCCUGGCCCAUGUCAGUUCCUCUAACCUGGAGUAUUUCAACAAUGCGCGGGUGUUGAACACCAUUAUAACAAGGGCUCAGUCACAGGUCAUCGUAGUCGGAGAUGCUGUCGCUCUGUGUUCUCAUGGCCAGUGCAGCAAGAUCUGGAAAAGUUUCAUCAAGAAGUGCAUUGAGAAGAAGUCCGUCAUUCCUGAAACAUUGACCUUGGAGGAGAUAAAGCAGGUGAUGUCUGAUAUGGCCAGCUGGAACAGAGGAAACCCUGAAUCCGAGGAAGAAGAUAGCGAUACAGACUCCUGGGUCUCUGACACGGAAAGCUUAAACCUUGAUGAUCCAAUAAUGCAGGAACUCUUGGAUGAAAGCAAAAAGUUGAUGGUGUUGGUCACCGAAGAAGGCCUGCUGAAGGUAGAAUCGGACGUCUCAGUCCCUGAAAGGAGACGUCAAGAGUACACCAACUAUUCCUUGAAAAUGAUGCAGCAGUAUCUGCAGAUGCAGCCCCAACGAUACAAACGCUGCGAAUUCCUCCAAGAACGGUUCGAUCAAGCUUCUGCCUUCACUCUGGAUGAUGCUUCUUCGAUGACCAUCCAGAUCAAGGGUCGAGUCAACUGUGGCAUGGCCUUCACUGGAGACAAAGUCUUGGUGGAGAUCCUGACACCCAACGCUACUCUUGACGGCAACCCUCAUGGGAAAGUGGUGGGCAUCUUAGAAAAGGUGAAACAGGAUCUCACCUUUGUCUGCAAACUGGAUGAGUUUGAUCCCCGGGUCAUGAUCCCCAUUGACCAGUCUGUCACAAAAAUCUUUGUCCCUCCAUUGAAAGACAAUACUGAUUCUAUUCCCAUCCGCAGAGUUGACCAGGCAGGAAAAAUCAAGUUGAAGAGCUGGAAAAAAAUAACACCAGAAAACCGGAAGACAUGGCUUUUCGUAGUACAAAUCAUGAAAUGGGAAGAAGGUUAUUACUACCCUCUGGGAAUUGUUACGGAGGUCCUUCCCAUGACUUCCUCACUAGAGGAUGGGCUUCGUAUUCUGGAUUUGGAAUAUAGUUUGUCCAAUGGAUAUCCUGCCUCGGUGAUCAGACAAGUGACCAAAUUAAUCUCUGGUCACCCCUCUCUGAUGAGAGCAGAGAGGAAAGACUGUCGGGCUUAUUUUACUUUCACAGUUGACCCCAAGGGUGCUAAAGACCUGGACGAUGCCAUCAGUGUCAAAGAUAUGGAUGACAAAUAUGAGAUUGGGAUCCACAUUGCUGACAUGGCCUCUGUGAUCCCCAAAGAUUGUCCUUUGGAUACAGAAGCCAAGAACCGAGGGUUAACUUAUUAUGUUCCUGAGAAACCCAUACAUAUGUUCCCACCAGAGCUCAGUCAGAGUCUCUGCAGUCUCCUUCCUCACCAGGAACGUUUGGCGAUCUCCCUCUUUGUCGUAAUAGAUAAGGCCACGGACCAGAUCGAAAGAAUUUCCUUUGCCAUGUCCAUAAUCUGUUCUGAUCGGCAGAUGACCUAUGAGGAAGCUGAAGGGAUCAUUAAAAACUACUACAAAAUAGAGGCACCCUCACCUAAUUUUGACACCUUAGAAGAUUGUGUUGCAAUGGUGUAUCAUUUCUCCCGCGUCCACCGGAAGUUCAGGCUUCACGAAGACUGUCAUUAUGACCAGCUGGAUGAAGAAAUACCUUUAGGUCAGCGAUGUUCUCACCAAAUGAUUGAGGAACUUAUGAUCCUCUUCAACAGUUCUGUGGGAGAUCUGCUCACAAACCGGCUCCCUACCAGAAAUUUAACCCCUCUUCGUUGUCAGAUGGAACCCAAUCCUCAGCAAAUCUCCCGAAUGAGGGAGAAAUACAGAGAUGUCAUUCCUUUGUCCACUCACCUCUCCCAUCAUCUAGGAGUUCCAACUGAUGGUGCCCCUGUGAGGACCAUUGAUCCAUUUGUUCUCUUGACUUCCUCGUGGGAGCACCUCAAGUCAGCGGCCAAUAACCGUGACUUUCCCAAGAUGCUUGACCUCAUCACCACAGACGACAUCCAUCCCAAACUUGCACCCAUCAAUUUAGAAUUUAGGAAGCUCCUGAACCGUUCUUAUUUUCUUCGUUCCAAUUCCUGUCCUCAGGCCAAGCUGGGCCACUACUCUUUGCACGUGGACUCGUAUACCUGGGCUACCUCUCCGAUUCGGCGCUACGUGGAUGUUGUGGUUCAGCGACACAUUGUCUCUCUGAUUUCGAAGAAGCCCGUCCAGUACUCCCAAAAAGAGAUUGAAUUCCUCUGCCACGAUUUCAACCGGAAGAAUGGCAAGGCCAACACGUACAUGCGAAGAGUCCGAUCUUUGGAACUGGCCACCCAGUUGAAAUGUCAGGUUCAAAAAAAGUUUGCUUUCAUCGCCAACGUUGAAGGGAAAGCCAAGAAUUUCAAACUCAUAUUUCCCCUCAACAAGGAGACCUUUCCAGAUAGUCCCAGCAUCAAUUAUAGAGCCCUUCAGUUGGUUUCCCAACCAAAUUUCAUCGAGGAGCAGAACAGUAUGAGGCUGAAGUGGAAGAGAAGAAUGUACUCCUUGUCAACCAAAAACAAGGAUGAAGCGAGGCGGUCAGGGAUUGGAGGAAACAUCUUUCGCUUCAAUGGAGAUGUGUGGCAUAAAAUCCUUGCAGCUAUCAAAAAUGAAGACUAUGAAAAUUUAAUCGAACUCCUUGAGAAGGAUUACACCCUGGAGUCCAAACCUGUGGGGUCAAUGGGGAGGAGUAAAUGCUUACACUACAAAGAACUGUCAGUGGAACUUAAAGUGGGAGAUGUGUUGAAUUUCCAACUGACUACCAAUGUCCAGCGAGGCUUCCUGGUGCCGUUUGUGCAACUGUGGACAGUAGCUCCUGGCUUUGAAGUGUGCUUGGAGCACACCGAGCGACCCAUCGAUUGCUUCUCUAGGUACGCUUCCCAAGCCCUGAAGGACUUUUAUAAGAGUGCCUCUGAUUAUCGCAAAGUGUGGCUGCCUCUUUGUGACAUAGAAGCAACUUUGGGAGCGUUGGCUGAAAACAACUCGAUUGUCCUGCAAGAUGUCCCGAUCCUUUGGAAGGCGCGGCGGACUUCACAAGGUCAGCUCUGUGGAACCAUCAAACUCACCAAGGAGUUCCUCAAAGACUCUGCCAUCGAAGUGGAUUUUGGCGCCUGCUACAUGUGCAUUCGCCUUUCGGGCCUCUGCGGACAUGAGAUCCAAGACAAGGAGGAAGACCUCAGCCAGAAUUUCCAGAAACUCAGUUUGACCAAGGAAGCAAGCAAGACUCAGGAUUUCAUGAUUGAUCCCAAUACGUACACUUGGGUGGCACACGGAUGUACGGAUAAGUCCGAUCAGAAUGAGAAACCUGAUCAGCGUGGCGAAGUGAUGGUGAAUUUCUACAUCCAUUUUACAUCCAUGGAGAAGAUUCCCUUUGAGGUCACACAGACGAGUUCAAGGUUCACUGUAGAGCUGAUUCCGAAGCAGCUGCCUGAUGUCCGGAAAGAAAAAGCCGUUUGGGACCUGGAGAACGCCACAGAACUUGCUCGGAGUAUAGCUUUGGGUCAACCCAUUCCAGUCCCAAGGCAAAAACCUUCCAAUAUUUUGAAGAGAAGGGAUUUUAACAUUCCGGGCUAUAGCCGUAAACUCAAUCCAAGUCAACAGUCUGCCAUCCAGGAGGCACUGAAAAAGUCCUUCACUCUAAUCCAAGGACCACCAGGUGAGGGAUCAGCCUCCUUUUUAUGACCCUGUAAUCCCCUAUAUUCGGGGGAAAGUCGGGGCAAUUGGAUGAAGCUGAGCAUUUGCUGGCUGCCUGCCCUUCCUGAUGCCUGCAACAAGUUCACAGCAGAUGUCUUUUCUUUGCACCUUCAUUCAUUUCAUUUCAUUCAUUUAUUUCAUUUGUAUGC